Molecule: messenger RNA, 3632 nt
Organism: Papilio polytes (common Mormon)
Lineage: Eukaryota; Metazoa; Arthropoda; Insecta; Lepidoptera; Papilionidae
Gene: hth
Product: homeobox protein homothorax
Exons: 13
Coding region: 26-1291 (421 amino acids)
Biological process (GO): animal organ morphogenesis; brain development; eye development
Molecular function (GO): DNA-binding transcription activator activity, RNA polymerase II-specific; RNA polymerase II cis-regulatory region sequence-specific DNA binding
Source: RefSeq, a predicted model, not a curated record
CGAGAGCCUCCACGGCGGGGGCUACAUGGAGGGCGGCGCGAUGUACCAUGAGCACCGGCUGGCGCACGCGCACUUGCCGCCCGUGCACUACGCGCCGCCCGCCGCCGCCGCGCACGCUGCGCACGCCGCGCACGCCCUGCCCGGCGAGCCGCUCGUGCACAAGCGCGACAAGGAUGCCAUAUACGGGCAUCCCCUAUUCCCGCUGCUUGCACUGAUCUUCGAGAAGUGCGAGCUGGCGACGUGCACGCCGCGCGACCCCGGCGUCGCGGGCGGCGAUGUCUGCUCAUCAGAAUCCUUCAACGAGGACAUCGCUGUCUUCAGCAAACAGAUACGCCAAGAAAAACCUUAUUACAUAGCGGACCCCGAGGUCGACUCAUUAAUGGUGCAAGCGAUACAAGUCCUACGGUUUCAUCUAUUAGAAUUAGAAAAGGUUCACGAGCUGUGCGACAACUUCUGCCACCGCUACAUCAGCUGCCUGAAGGGCAAGAUGCCAAUCGACCUGGUGAUCGACGAGCGGGAGUCCGCGCGGCCGCCGGACGCCAACGGCGAACGUUCCGCCGCCGACAGCGGACACGACGGAGCCUCCACACCCGACGUCAGGCCGCCCUCAUCGUCGUUGUCAUACGGCGGCGCGGCAACGGACGACGUGCGAUCGCCAGGCUCGGGGGGCACGCCGGGUCCUCUCGGUCAGCCCCCGCCACAGACCCUCGACGCCACGGAUCCAGAUGCAAUGGGUAAAUGGUGUGGGUCACGGCGGGAAUGGUCAUCUCCUCCGGACGUAGCUCGCCGGGUCUACUCCUCUGUCUUCCUGGGUAGCCCGGGUGAAUACCCAGGCGACGCGAGCAACGCCAGUAUUGGCUCGGGGGAGGGCACGGGGGAGGAGGACGAUGACAGCAAUGGUAAGAAGAACCAGAAGAAGCGCGGCAUCUUCCCCAAGGUCGCUACCAACAUCCUGCGAGCCUGGCUCUUCCAGCACUUAACGCACCCGUACCCCUCGGAGGACCAGAAAAAACAAUUAGCACAGGACACAGGGUUAACGAUACUACAAGUAAAUAAUUGGUUUAUUAACGCGAGACGCAGGAUAGUGCAGCCAAUGAUAGACCAGUCAAAUAGAGCAGUGUUCUACCCCGCAGUGUUCCCGCAUGCGGGUCCUAGCGGCGCAUACAGCCCGGAGGCGACAAUGGGCUACAUGAUGGAGGGGCAGCAGAUGAUGCACAGGCCGCCCACGGACCCCGCCUUCCACCAGGGAUACGCGCACUACCCCGCCGAGUACUACGGCCACCAUCUGUAAUGCACGCGACACUCUUGUACAUAUUUGAAUAACACGGCGCUAGUCGGGGCGCCGCGGGCGGCUGCGGCGGCCGCGCUCGCCGAGCCGCUCGCCGCGCCGCUCGCCGCGCGACCUCGUGGCACGAACAAACAGGAGAACGAUGCUACAUGUACAUAAUGCGAUACGUUUUGUAAUAUUGAAACAGUAUACGAUCUCCUAAAUUAAGAUUUAAAGUCAACUUUAAUGUUUAAAUUAAUGUAAAUGAUGACGCGGAGUGACACGGACGCUGUAACAUAAUCGACGGUGCAAUCAUCUACAUAUAAAUAAAAUACGAUAUCAACAUACGGAAUAACGUAAGGAGCAAGCAAAUGUAACAAUAAUACCGUUUGAUUGUUAUCGUAUAUUUAUAGCUAAUUGUGUAUUGUUAUUACGUAAAUAUAAAUAAAUAAUUGAAUAGUUGUAAGUUGUAACUAUCAUUGGAUGUACCGGGGUCGAUAGAGUGGGACAAUUUGUUUUGUAAAGGAGUUUUUUUGUAUGUAAUAGAAUUUAUAGGUUUUUUCAACUUCAUUUAACUCUCGCUGUUGAUAACGACCAAUAGAUGAGUCUAUUUAACUUUAAUAAGCAAAUAUAUUCUGUAUUAAAUGUUUUACUCAUCACCAGUCACAUAGAUUGACUCGCACAGGACUUUAGAACGGGGGCAAUGCAAAUAAAUUAUAAAAUUGCCGUAAUGAUAGACAAAACAAACUGGGUCACAAAUAUUCAUUAGACUUCUCUGGCUUUGGACUUAACUUUUUUGGUACCUGUGUUUUUAAUUUAUCUGCAUCUUUGACCCAAAACCAGUUAGAAUCGUGAGCUCAAAAUGUACAUCUAGAUAGAAAGUCAAUUUAUAAGAACGUUGUUUCAUCGCCCGCGCUGUAGUUUUGUGAUUUUGCUUUACAGGUCGAUAUACAUAUCUUUGAAUUAUGUAUAUAUUAUAUACAUACAUAUAUAUAUUUAUUAUAUUGGAAAUGGAAAUAUUGUAGUUUCACCUUGCCUUGGUGUUCAAUAAUGUAGCACAAUUUGUAACCGAUGUAUACGAUGAAAAUAAUAUUUUACAAUGUUAAAGUCGAUGAGAUUUUUAGCUCUAUUUUGUGUCGGGAGAUGGCGUGGAUCGUCUCGGACGUAACCAGUACCUGCCGACGCGGAUUUAAACCUCUUUGUAGUGUGAAGGCUACAAAAGAUGAUUAUUUUAUUUGUAGCCCUUUUAAAUGUCAUACAAAGCGGUUUGUGAGAUUUUUCUUGACUGAUAAUCGAUUGAGCUUCAUAACUCGAAUUGAAAUCCGCUUUUAAUGGGAGCGGCCAUUUUAAGCCUGAAGGGAUAAAAACGCGGGAAAAUCCGUAUGUAAUUAAUAUUUAGUUACAUUUAAAUCUAUGUUCUUUAACUGUUACCUUUAGUUUGCUUUAAAUAUAAUUUAGAUUACUUCGUUAUCUGUGUGUUUGAUGAAAACAAAAUGGCCGUUCUCAUAUUGUCCAAAACCAAAAGAAACUUCAACUGUCGAAUGUGACAGGAGCUGUCAAAUUAUUUGGUUUUGGCGCGUCUUGUCUAUUAAUAUAAAGGUUACGUGGAGUGCUUCCUUUUUCUCCUAAAUAAUUUUGCUUAAUUUUGAAUUUGAAUAAAUGACCAAUGUUUUUUUUUAUAUCGUUUUAUUAAAAAAGUAAUAGUUUCUUGCUUUUACGCCUCCACGGUAACUUUUUUAAGUGGUAAUGCUACGCAUUACUAGCCUUAAGCCAUGUAUACGAAUGGGAGCUAUAAAAUUGUCAAAAAUUGGUCCUAAAUAGCUAUGAUUAUAAAUUAAAAUAGCGGUAAAAAGUUAUCCGAGAUCAAGCUUUAUAUUAGAAUAAUUGUAAUAUUUCCUCAAAGUUAUGCGAUAUGGUUGUUUUAUGUUUGAUGUCUUCGUUAGAUAAAAAAUUAUGCGCGGUCUACACUUGGCCAGUAGCACUAUUAGGACUGACAAUCAACUGGCACAGAGUGAACAGAGUCCGUACAAUCUAUGACUUGCCUAGGAACUGUCCAACUGUAUUGGCUAAGUGUAAACCAAGCAUUACUACAAUUGUUAAAAUCUCUUACCAGUACUGUAACUAUUAUUUUAAAUUGUUAGUUAUAAUAGGAACAUUAAUAAUAUCAGAAGUCAAUUUCGUAUUUUAAUUUAGUAACUUUUUUAAAUCUUAGUUUGAUAACAACCGUAUCGCAUUCAAUAAAACUUUGGAUGUCUUUUUGUUAAUUCUUUGUAAAUAUAUCAUCGAAUUGAUUCGCUUAUCUUUUGUAUAAAACUCGUUUGUUUCCAGUGAAGUUUCAGUAUUAAAAAUAAUAAUGUUUGGUUUA